GUGCCCGCCUCCCAACGGGUAGCAAGUUUCUGCUGUAUCACCUACAAACUGGACACUGGACAAUUUUACACAUCAAAAUUUCCUGACCACACUGCCCUUUACCCACAAUGGCCUCCUCCUCCUCAUCAGUUGGAGAUAAUCAACUGCAGAGGAUAAUCAGAGAUCUGCAUGAUGCUGUGUUAGAGUUGAGUAAAGAACACAAGGAGUGCGGUGAACCCGUAACUGAUGACAGUGGCAACCUGCACAAGUUCUUCUAUAAACUAGAAUACCUGCUGCAGUUUGACCAGAAAGAGAAGACAACCUUUCUUGGUCAGAGGAAAGACUACUGGGAUUACUUCUGCGACUGCCUGAUUAAGAUCAAGGGAGCUAAUGAUGGCAUCCGUUUUGUAAAGUCCAUCCCCGAGUUGAAGACAUCACUGGGGAAAGGAAGGGCCUUCAUCCGCUACUCACUCGUUCACCAGCGUCUUGCUGACACACUGCAGCAGUGUCUUAUAAACCAGAAGGUCACAAGUGACUGGUAUUAUGCUCGGAGUCCCUUUCUCAAGUCUCACCUCACUGCUGACAUAAUCAACCAUCUUUAUGAGCUCAACCAGAUCCAAUUUGACGUGGCAGCCAGAGGUUAUGACCUUGAUGCAGAUUGGCCAGCAUUUGCGAGGCAAACAUUAGGCACUGCCUCGUCAGCUUUCCUAUGGAGGCCUCCCAGUCGCUGUUCCAGCAUCAACAGUCUCGUUAGCAGCUACGCACACUCACAGGCGCAGGAGUUCCUCCCAGUCCCAGACCACAGUCUUCUUGGUGAACUGGGUGAACUGGGGGAACCCUCUCCUUGCAGCAUCGCAGAAAACCUGCGCAUUGAGCUCGACCAGUCUGAGCUCAGACAGCAAGAGCUUCUGGUGCGGGUUCAGGAGUUGGACAAAGAGGCUGCUGAGCUAAAAAGUGUGAUUAAAGACCUUCAAGGCCAGUUAGCUCAGAAGUCAACAGCAGCCCAAGGUAACCAAGAAACAGUUAACCACCCUCAGACCUCUAGGGAACCAGUAAACAGUGAAAUUCAAGAUAGACUUAUAGCUGCUGAGAACAAAAAUAUGGAGCUUCUCUCAAAGUUGGACGAGGCUCUUAAAGAAAAGGGACAACAAACCACUAGCUACUGUGACUCGGCCUGGAAAAUCCAGGAACUCCUGGAUAAACUCAAGACAGCAGAGGAAGAAAGACUGGAGGCAAAGAGAGAGGCUGAGGACAGGGCCAGGCACUCUGAGCGACUGUCCCAGGAACUUAAACUCAGGGAAGAAGAGCUGAGGAACAGUGAAGAGAAGCUGGCUGAAGUAAAAGCCGGUGCUCAAGAUGAACACGUAGAGGCACUCAAACGCCUGGAGGAGCUCCAAAGUGCAGUUGGUCGAAUUCAGGGGGCGCUGAGUUUGAAAGAGAAGGAGACAGGGAACUUGAGAGCCCAGCUUCAGGAUCUACAAGCAUCACUGGAGUGCAGAGAACGGCAGGCUGAGGAUCUGAGAAGGCGACUGCAAGAGGAGAGGGAAGAGGUGGAGCAGAGAUGUAGCAUGAGCAGUAGCCAGAAUGAGGAACUCGAGACCGAGCUCCUGGAUCUAAGUAAAGCUCUAAAAAACAGAGAGAAAGAGAUUGCUGUUAGUUCAGAGAGAAUCAAGCAUUUAGAGGAGCAGUUGGAAAAGCUAAAUGUUGAGAAAGAAAGUCUGAGCUCUAGACUUGCUGAUAAUGAAGCGGUUUCAUGCGAGAACCUUGAGGACUACAGAGCACAAUGCGGCAGUCUCAUGGAAAUGAAUGCUAAGCUACUCCAAACAGUUGAAAAAACGGAGGGGAGCAUUAUAGAGCUGACUGAGAGCAGGGCAGCCUUGUUAGACCAGCUAGCCUCCUUGAGGGCUUCUGAGAAGCACUUAAAGGGCCAAGUUGAGGCUGCAAAUAUGUGUGUGGAAGAUCGGGAAGAGAAGCUUCUCGAUGAAAACCUGCAUCUGGAGGAGACUGCCCAGAAGGCACUCGUCCAGAAGGAAGUUUCUGACGCUAAAUUAAAGAAGCUAGAGCUUGAGAACAGGGAGCUUCUUGAGGUCCAGUCCUUGUUGAAGAAACAGUUAGCAACAGCUCAACAGGAACUGGACUCACUCACUGCCAAAGCUACAAAGUUGGACAAGAACCUCACAGUGUCCCAAAGAAGCCAAGCAGAGUUACUUGAAAAACUCCAGGAAACUGAGGCUAAACUCAGAGACCAGACUGCCGAAUGUGAGCGUCUGCAAGCCAGGGCAGAGGAGCUGGAGAGCAGGACUGGGGAGCUGCACGAUGAAAAGGGCGCUGCAGAGAGCAAUGAAAAAAUGCAGAAGCUUCACAAUGAGCAUCAGACAUCUUCAAUGGAAACCAAAGAGGCCCCGUUCAGGCUAGUAAUAGCUGAGGCUCAACUGGAGCUCAACCUAAGGGAGGUGCACCGGCUCCAGGAAGAGGUGGUCGACCUCAGGGCUCAGCUUCUAGCAGGAACUGAGGAAAGGAUGAAAGUUCAGGCACUGCAGGAGGUGACUGAGUCCUCCAGAGAGGACCUGCGUGUCUUAGCAGAACAACUCAAAGCCCAGGUAGAGGAGCUAAACCGCCGGCAUGUGGAUGAGAUUCUCCGAUCUCGGGAGCGAGAGGAGGCUAUUAUCCGGGAGCGUGAUGGUGAGGCUCUGGCUCGAGCAGGUCUCGCUGCAGAGGUGACGGCCUCCAGAGAAGAGCUCAAUAAACUGAAGCAGCGUUACGAAGCCUUGUGUCUGGAGAACAGUGAAGCCAAGGAGGCGCUCCACAGAGCCAACACAGAAACAGCUGAACUCGGCGUGCACGUGUGUAUGCUAACUGCCGAGAACGAAGAGGCUCGCCUUCGCUGGGAGGGCUUGUCAACACGGCUGCAAGAGCUGGAUGAGGAGGCAGCUCAGGAGGCUGAGAGGCUGAACACCUGCAUGGAGCAGCUGACACAGGAGAACCAGCGACUCCUCGAUCAGCUCCGUGACGAGGAGGGUUCGUUGGCAACCCAGCAGGAGCUGCAGGAAAAGCUGAGUAAGGCCCAACAGGAGGCCGAAGCUUUGCAGCAGAUGGGUCAGGAGGAGAUCCAGGCACUCCGGUUCCAGCUCAGCAGCCAAGCCAUGAGCCAAGGCGGCCAGCUCCAGACUUUGGAUCAAGAGUUACAGGAAGUGAAAUUACAGCUGACGGCUGAGCAGGAGAAAGUGGCCGACCUGGAGAACAAAUUCAAACAGCUAGAGGCUGAGAAUCAGAGAUAUUGCCAACAGAUUGAGGAGAAAAACAUCCAGAUGGCCGAUUCUGAAAAUCUCAUCCAGCAGAAAGAAGACGAGAUAAUCCAUCUAAAAAGGAAUUUAUCAAGGUCUGAGGACGGUCUGGCAGCAGCUCAGCGAACCUGUCAGGAGAUGAGUGAAAAUCUACGGAGAGUCACACAGGACAAACAGAGCUUUGAUCUUAAGGCGGCUGCUGAACUUGACGAUCUUUACCGCACCAAAAUCAAUUUGGAAGAACGGCUUGUAGAACUCAUCAGGGAGAAAGAUGCACUGUGGCAGAAAACAGAUGCCCUGGAGUUUGAGCAGAAACUACGAGAUGAGGAGACGGAGAGGGACGUCAACUACUGUCUGGGCUGUCACAGUCAGUUCAGCUGGUGGAUCCGCAAGUACAACUGCAGACUGUGUGGGCGUCCCUUCUGCUACUACUGCUGCAGUAACACAGUCAGCACCCAGCAGGGCGGCCACAGAGAGCGCUGCUGCAGAGACUGUUACAACCAGCACAGUGCAGUGGUUGAGCGCCACCCACAGGAGGAAGUGACUAACAGCACACCGGGGACACCUUUCAGUCGUUUGCUGCAGGCCGGGAGAGCUGUGGCCGGUGUUCCAGGAGCAGACGAAGGUGAGAAGCUGGACGAUGGUGUUUUUGACAUCAUCACAGACGAGGAGGUGAGCGGGGUCUACGACAGUGACUCCCUCUCUUUUGCCACCGCAUGCUCUCCUGGACAUGGGCAGCAGGGGGCAGCACAACUAAACAGCAGUGCCAGUGCCGGAGACCUCACAUCAGAGGACACCGAGGACCUCAGUGCUGCGGUGCAGGAUGCAGAGAUCUGCCUGCUGAAGUCUGGAGAUCUCACGCUUUCUGUCCACUUCACAGUGGAUGACAUCUCAGGGUUUGGGGACAGCUCCCGAGAGCUCUUCAUCAAGUCCAGCUGCUACAGCACCAUCCCCAUCACCGUGAGCGGGCCUGGUCCCACUGUCUCCUGGACGUUCACCUCUGAACCGAAGAGCAUCUCCUUCAGCGUGGUCUACAGGGAGAGUGCAGAGACUCCGCUGGAGCAGGCCAAGGUCUUGAUCCCUCUGACUCGCUGUAACUCCCACAAAGAGACAAUCCAGGGGGAACUGAAAGUCAGAAACGCUGGAGAAUACACACUCGUCUUUGACAACUCUUUCUCUAGGUUCAUCUCAAAGAAAGUGCUGUAUCAUCUGAGUUUAGACAAGCCUGUGGUCUACGAUGGAACUGACCUCCUCUGAACCAGACAGGAAGAGAAGCAGAUGUGAGACUGACUUAUGAAACACAUUCAGGGUGUUUAAGCUCAUGCGCAUAUCUUCAAGGCGACUGGGUCGGAGUCUACUGAAGUUUAACAAUCUCAAUGAAGGUUACGGCAUUUUAAAAAUGUCUCUCGGCGGGCGACUUGAUCAUGAGGUGUUGCACAUCAGAUGAAUUCUGAUCAUGAGGAAGCUGAAAAAAAAACAAUGAAGUAAAACAAUGUUACACUAUUGAAUGUGAGCAUGCACUACCUUUUAUAAAAGCCUGACAUUGUAGUUUAACUGUAGCACUAAGGGUAUCGAACUUCACUCCUACAGUAGAUGGCUGGAAGAUUGUUGCAUAUUUGAAUGUGAAGAACUUGUGUGUGUGCACAUUCAGCUUUCUCUAAAGCUCCUAGAGGCAACUUACUUUUACUGCAUUCUCAUAAAGUAAAGCUGCAUAUUUUUCUUUAGCAUCAGGUGCAGUUGUUUGAUAAAUAACGGUCUGUUCCCAUUAGUUUCUUUGACUCAUAAAGUAAGACUGCUGUCUUUUAAAAUGGGAUUAAUGUGCGCGCUGCACAGUGACACAAGAGUGGGAGAUAUGGUUAAAAUCCUCUACCGCAGUACUGCAAUAUUGCAAUACUGCACUAUGACAAACCAACCCCGGGUAAUGGCAAGCAACUGCCGCAAGUGCUUCAUUCAUGUCUUUACUGUGAUGGCAUUGGAGUGCCACGUAGUGUGACGAAGUACUGCGCGUUUGCUGCUUUUUUAAUAAUCGCCAACAGUUGAAAAAUUGGGAGAAACGCUGCAGCUGCUUGUCACCGUCGCUUUUUACCCAGCUGUCCACUCACAGAAGAGGAGGGGUGGGACAAAUACCACCAAGACCAACCAUCACAUCGCUGAACAACAACAAUGGAGGAGAAAUUAAUAUGUAACCUAGUACCUGCCUAACCUUAGUACUGCUCCAGCCUUCUCUUCAUCCAGAUCAAGAUGCCAUUUUUACUUGCGCAGAAAUUCUGUAUUAUAGCAACCAGAUGCAAGCAAAGCAUCUCAGCUAAAAGACUUCUGUGCAAGUUUGUGUUUUGCAUUUAACAGUGAACAAGUAGGCUAUUUAAUUUGUUAUAAAACUGUCACUUUUGUAAUUUAAAAGCAACAAUAAACCCUACUAAUAGCCUGACAGUUAAGCUUAUUAACAAAGCACUAACAUGAGGUAGAAUGAAGUAAUUUCCAAAAACAAAACUUGGCUGUAAUAUUGUGUAUUGUGCUGGUGAGCCACCCUUAAUCACUGCAAGGCAAAUUCCAUCAUCAUUACAGCCCUACCAUGGUAUGUGUGAUAUCAAUAUUUAUCAUGAUUUAAUAGAUUUUCUAGAAAAUCAACUGUUUAUGGAUAAAAGAAUUGGGCAGAAAUGUUUGUUUUUGACAUGUCAAAUGAAGGUACUUAAUCACAUUGAUGCAAAAAAACUCUAAAAAUACAAUAUUGCCAUAAAUCAUAUCCUGCUCAUUGAUUGAUUAAUGGACCGAUACACCCAGAGAUAUUAAAGGGAGAGCUACCACAGUGUCAAUGGUUCAGCAAAAUCUUUAAAAGUUUACAAAAUUACAUCAGAAUUUAUCAUCAUGUAAAUGUUACAGGAAUGAGACAUGACUGUAAAGGUGGAGACUCAUGUUGAAAAUAAUUUUAUACAGAAUCUAGUUGUUUAGUCGCCUAAAUUAUGUCAAGUUUGAAAAAUGGAUCCGUAACCUCAACUGAAUUUUGUUCUAAAUGCACAAACGUACCUUUAACAAAUCAUCUAAUGUUACUGACACUUUAAAAUGGUGUCAUGCUGUUGCAGAAUUACAGGAGGAGUAACUCACUCCUCAUACUAUCUGUGUCCAAAGCAUGUACUGUAAUCUGUUCGAAAUUCAUGCUCAUGUCACACACAUUAGUGUCCUCAACAUUGUUGCCUUUUCAGCUGUUGGGAAAUUACAAGAAAUGGAUUUGUUGUGUUGCGAUUAUGAUGAAGCAGAACAGGAAGAAGCAGGACUUCUGCGUAAGCCGCUACACUGCCACGUCGUUCGGUUGCAAUUGUUUUCAGGAAACAGGCUUUAAUUCUGUGUGUUUCUGGUUAUUGCAGUUUAUGAGCUCUAUGCACACAAACACUAAUGUGCACACUGCCCCAGGGGGGGUAAAAAGAGGGCGCACAUAGUAAAAAUGUAACUUCCAGUGCUUUAAAUAUUCAGUUUUAACUUCAGUCAUAACUCAUGUUCUGGCAAACGGUGGUGAUUUUUUUUAUUAAAUCAUUAUAUUAAUUUAGUGAAGGUAGAAGCUGCAAUGACAUUUUCUCCUGACACGCAUAAAGCCUUUAGAUGAAGAAACAUGAUUAUAAUAAGGAAACUUUCUUAUUUAUAGAGUGCUUUUCUAGAUGGAAAGAGAUGUUAGUUGUUUACUGUUGCUGUGUGAUGUAAAUCUAAACAAAGUCUGCAGUGUGUCAAACAGAAAUAUGAAUAUCUGCAACAAGCCUUCAAAUAAUACAAGUCCAAAAAUCACUUUUAUACUUGUCUUAAAAGGACGUUUUAUUCGAAGGCUUUAAUGUUGAAAUUGACCUUAUUUCUCAACCUUGUCUUCACUCUGGUCAUUAAAUCAUACUGACUUGAAUAUACUGAAACAUUGCUUUGCUAUUCAACAGAGAAUUUACAAAUUCCCAAAUGUCUUCCACUAUUUUAAAACCAUUUUGUAACUUAUAUUUUGAACAUGACAUAAGAAGAAAGAUAAGGAAAAAUGACUUUUUUAUACAUAUCUGAGUAAGAAGAGUGAUAUAUUGCCAAAUACAUUGGGGAAACAUAUUUGUCUAUUUUAUUGUUCUUGAAUGGGAGCUUCUGUUUUGAAGGCAUUGCGACAUGACUGCUGUAUAACGCACUUUUGAAAGGGCUUUUUGUCCGUCUGUAUCCCAUGAGCCUUUGUGCCAGUUUAUGAAUGUUUUUCUUUCUUUUCAUUUGUAUCUAGUGAGUGUGAUUGUAGAUGUUUACGGCUGGAUUUGUCCGAGGGAGGCUUUCACUCUCUGGUGUGAACUGUAAAUGAUUGUGGGGGAAAGGUUUUACUGAAAUAUCAUUUACGUACUAAAGAUUUAUGAUAGGUCAGAUUUAAGAUUGUGGACAAAUAAAUAAGGAUUGUG
Molecule: messenger RNA, 7663 nt
Organism: Epinephelus fuscoguttatus (brown-marbled grouper)
Lineage: Eukaryota; Metazoa; Chordata; Actinopteri; Perciformes; Serranidae
Product: FYVE and coiled-coil domain-containing protein 1-like
Exons: 18
Coding region: 108-4520 (1470 amino acids)
Biological process (GO): plus-end-directed vesicle transport along microtubule; positive regulation of autophagosome maturation
Cellular component (GO): autophagosome; lysosome; late endosome
Molecular function (GO): metal ion binding
Source: RefSeq, a predicted model, not a curated record